AGUCGCAUGGUGAGGUUGGAUCAUGUUGCGUGUACUCACUUGACAGAUACCUAAACCCAAAUCUCUUUGGAAUCUUCUCAUAAACAGUCUCGAUAAUCAUUAUUUAACGCAAUGGAGGAAAUCAGUGAUAAAUUCUUCUACGUUUACAGUUCUUCGCUGGAUGUGAGAAUUCAGAUGAAAAUAGGGACUCUAGAGGGCAAACGACAGAGACCGGAGUAUGACAAACUCUUACUAGAUCCCAUGAUAAAAUACUCCGGCUUGUACGGAGGUGGUGGCAGUAAGGGGGAUCUCUCUGCAUCGCUGCAGGUCUGGGGAGGAGGUAGAGCACUCGCUCUUCCGGUACACACGGCAUACAAACAUUUUCCGACGAGGUGGAAUUGGAAUCAAUGGGUAACUCUCCCAAUAUCCUACUCGGAUCUCCCCCGUGACGCUCAGCUGACGAUAACAAUCUACGACUGUGCAGGCCCAGGUCGUCAGGUGCCAGUUGGUGGAACGACGAUAUCCCUCUUCGGCAAGUACGGAGUAUUCCGGCAAGGGAUGCUGGACUUACGAGUGUGGCCAGGAAUCGAGGCAGAUGGCGGAGUCCCCACCGCAACCCCAGGAAAAGCCAGAGACUCUGGUAAAGAGCAGAUGCAGCGCCUAGCAAAGCUUGCCAAAAAGCGUCGAAACGGCCAAAUGAGCAGAGUGGACUGGCUAGACAGGCUGACCUUCAGAGAGAUCGAGCUCAUAAAUGAGCGUGAGAAAAGAGCCUCCGAGUACUUGUAUCUUACCGUCGAAUUUCCCGAGGUAACGAUGGACGGACUGCCUCACUCAAUCGUCUAUUAUGAGAAAGAUGGUGAUGAGGUGGUUCAGCAUCGGUCCCAGCCAGACGUCGUGACACUUCCUGACUACGAGAUUCUUCAGGAGAACCUCGUGGAGGGUAAGCACCAUAAAUUAGCCCGAAGUCUUCGUUCGGGGGGUAAUACCAAGGAUGUGAAGCCCACAUCAACAGUUCGAGACGCCUUGAACACGAUCCUGGGAUAUCCUCCCACGACAGCCCUGUCCACAGAAGAACAGGACCUGAUCUGGAAGUUCAGAUUUCAUUUGUCCAAUCAAAAGAAAGCCCUGACGAAGUUCGUUAAGUGCGUUAAUUGGAAGAUGGCUGGGGAGGAGAAGCAGGCUUUGGAGAUGCUGGCUCUGUGGACUCCUCCAGACCCUGAGGAUGCCCUGGAGCUCCUUGGGCCAGCCUUCACUCAUCCAGCCAUCAGGAGGUACGCCAUUGGGAGGCUCAACCAAGCCCACGACGAGGAUCUCAUGCUUUAUUUGCUGCAGCUAGUUCAGGCCCUCAAGUACGAGAAUUUCGAAGGGAUCAAGGUAGCAAGCCAGAGAAUUGCUAGGGAGUCAGAGAGGGAGAGGGAGGGUAGAAAUGUCAUGGGGGAUUACACGUCGUCUGGUAUAUCGACUUCCAGUGAUUCAGAAGCUUGUUUUUCGAGUCAAGAGCAACCGAUGGAUCUCGCCUCUUUUCUUAUUACCAGAGCCUGCCAAAAUUCAACUCUUGCUAAUUAUUUUUACUGGUAUCUCUCCAUCGAGUGUGAGGAGCAACCGGAUCCUGCGAUCACUGUUAAACAGGAUACUAGGGUCAGGGAGAUGUAUCUUACUGUCAUGAAAAUGUUCUCCAUGGCUCUGUCGCAGGGCAAUACUGUCUGGCAGAAGAGGAGGGCUUUCCUCGCCAGACAGAAGACUUUCAUUGAACAGCUGGUGGCUUUGGUGAAGAAUGUUGCUAGGGAAAGUGCCAAUAGGAAGAAGAAAACUGACAGGCUGAAGGCACUUCUUGCUGAACCCGAUCCUAUCUCAAAAUUUAAUUUUUCAAAUUUUGAACCGAUACCCUUUCCACUUGAUCCGGAGAUAUCUAUCAGGGGGAUUAUUCCAGAGAAAGCAAGUCUGUUCAAGUCAGCUCUCAUGCCAUCAAAAUUAACAUUUCUUACGAGUGAUAAUACUGAAUAUAUAGCCAUCUUCAAGCAUGGGGAUGAUUUGAGACAGGACCAGUUGAUUUUACAGACCAUUGCACUGAUGGAUAAGCUCCUAAGGAGGGAAAAUUUGGAUUUAAAAUUAACCCCAUACAGAGUAUUAGCAACAAGUACCAAGCACGGAUUUGUCCAAUUCAUCGAGUCAACGACAGUUGCUGAAGUUCUAGCUAGUGAGGGGUCUAUAUUGAAUUUCUUCAGGAAACAUCAUCCUUCAGAGACAGGCCCGUAUGGGGUAGCACUUGACGUAAUGGAUACUUAUGUUCGCAGUUGUGCCGGAUACUGCAUCAUUACGUACGUCCUGGGAGUUGGAGAUCGUCAUUUGGACAAUUUACUAUUAACAACGUCAGGAAAAUUAUUUCACAUAGAUUUUGGCUACAUCCUCGGAAGGGAUCCAAAGCCCCUCCCCCCACCUAUGAAACUCAGCAAAGAGAUGGUAGAGGCCAUGGGUGGAGUUGGCUCAGAGCACUACCACGAGUUCAAAAAACAGUGUUACACUGCCUUUCUCCAUCUUAGGCGAAAUGCCAACCUCUUGCUAAAUUUAUUCUCCCUCAUGGUAGACGCUAGUGUUCCUGAUAUCGCCCUGGAGCCGGACAAAGCAGUGAAAAAGGUUCAGGAUAAAUUGCGAUUAGACUUGAGCGACGAAGAAGCUGUGCAUUACGUUCAGAAUCUGCUGGAUCUUUCAGUCACAGCUGUCAUGGCUGUCCUCGUCGAGCAACUCCAUAAAUUUGCGCAAUACUGGAGGAAGUGAAUUGUAAAUAUAUCUAAAGACAUAAUUUUUAUUUCCUUUCAUAAGAGUAAAAUUAUGAAAAGAACUAAAAAUUAAUUCCGUUAUGAGCUAGGAAGAGAAGAACAAAAUAUCCAUUUUUCAAUUGUCAAUAUCUUGAGAUUGAUUGAAUGAAAUUGUCAUUUUUCGUUUUACUCCAAUCGAAAGAUACUGAAAAUUCAAGAGAGGUUCAUUUUAUUUUAUCUUUCCCUAGAAUAAACUCAUCAACAAGACUGUGUUCCAUAGGACUUAUGAAUAAUACCUGCAAUAUAUUUUGGGAUUGCCUUUUUAUUUCAAUAUUAAAAUAUUUAAUCGUAAUAUUAAA
This is a messenger RNA of Diachasmimorpha longicaudata, 3094 nucleotides long. It is a transcript of the gene Pi3K59F, whose product is annotated as phosphatidylinositol 3-kinase catalytic subunit type 3. NCBI's taxonomy places the organism in Eukaryota, Metazoa, Arthropoda, Insecta, Hymenoptera, Braconidae. The transcript is spliced from 7 exons. Gene Ontology annotation, biological process: endocytosis; phosphatidylinositol-3-phosphate biosynthetic process; autophagy of peroxisome. The coding region runs from base 112 to 2754 and encodes 880 amino acids. Gene Ontology annotation, cellular component: endosome; peroxisome; phosphatidylinositol 3-kinase complex, class III, type II. The record is from RefSeq and is a predicted model, not a curated record. Gene Ontology annotation, molecular function: 1-phosphatidylinositol-3-kinase activity.